UUGGAUGCACCUGAAUUUGUAACUUUCAGCGAGAACCGUUUCUUCGGAUACGAUGCUGAGACGAAGAAAUACGACGCAGCAGCGCAUCGUGAUCGCAUUUUUGGCAAACAUGUGGCCGACUAUAUGAAAAUGCUCAAAGAAGAGGAUCCGGACGCUUACAAACGUCAAUUCUCUCAGUACAUCGCUGAGGGCAUUGAACCAGACGAUUUGGAAGGAGAGCUCACCCGACGCGAUUCGAAGCAUCAGGAACGCUGCGUCGAGUCGCCGAAGAAAGUAAACUAUGAGAAAAUGCUAUGCAUCUAUAAGAUCAGCUUGGAUGAGAGAAAGAAGCGUAUUCGAGAGAAGAAAAGAGUUGCUUCUUUUUUUGAAAAACAGCAAAUGACCGGCAAUGUCUGUAAUGAACGACAUCUUGUUGAUUUUCGAAGAUAA
Molecule: messenger RNA, 429 nt
Organism: Cooperia oncophora
Lineage: Eukaryota; Metazoa; Nematoda; Chromadorea; Rhabditida; Trichostrongylidae
Source: the annotation of a GenBank genome assembly